GCCGUUUACCUAGGCUUAGCUGCUGCGGCCGAGUUCCUUGGUGAUAUCGCACUUUGCCCAUUCGAAUCUGUUCGAAUACGGCUGGUGUCUCAGCCUAGCUAUGCCGCCGGCUGCGUGAGCGGUCUAGCUAAACUAGCAAGAGAAGAGGGUAUUAGUGGCCUCUACUCCGGCCUGGGUCCUAUUCUCCUCAAACAAAUCCCCUAUACAAUGGCAACAUUUUUAGUCUACGAGAAAGCUAUCCAGAUAGCAUAUAGCGUUGUAGACAAGAGAGAGCUCUCGUCGAUCGGGGUUACUGGUAUUAAUCUUGGUGCUGGGCUUGUCGCUGGAUUGGCCGCUGCCGUCGUCUCUCAGCCGGCCGAUACGAUGUUGAGUAGAAUCAACAAGGAAAGAGCAGUCACAGGCGAAAGUACAUCCCGCCGCUUAGUUCGCAUAGCUUCUGAGCUUAGACUGCGCGGUGUCUACACUGGCAUGCAAGCACAUACAGUUAUGGUUAGUGGCAUGACAGCAGUGCAGUUUGGCAUCUAUGGAGAUAUAAAAAAGGUGCGUCUGAAUCAUGAUCUAUUGUUUUGUUGUGACCGUUGGUUGAGACUUUUGCUGAUUUUGCCCUGUUUCAGAUCUUUGGGGCAACCGAUGGAGUGGAGUUGA
Fusarium oxysporum Fo47 is the source of this 645-nucleotide messenger RNA. RefSeq names its product mitochondrial carrier domain-containing protein. The transcript has 2 exons. The record is from RefSeq and is a predicted model, not a curated record. Gene Ontology annotation, cellular component: mitochondrial inner membrane. Gene Ontology annotation, biological process: mitochondrial phosphate ion transmembrane transport. Gene Ontology annotation, molecular function: phosphate transmembrane transporter activity. The annotation marks the transcript as partial. NCBI's taxonomy places the organism in Eukaryota, Fungi, Ascomycota, Sordariomycetes, Hypocreales, Nectriaceae.